GUUAUGGUUAUAAUACGUCGAAGGCCGAGUCUUCAGAUUGUAACAAAGAAGAAGAAAAAUUAUAUGAUAUAAAUAACAUUUAACUGAAAUAGCGGAGAUUGGUUAGCGUGAUGUGUUAUAUCAUAAAAUUUCAGUUAAAUGUAUUUAUUGUAACAAAAAUAUUUCCUGAAGCUCUUUAGCCUCAGAAGCGUUAGAAAAUGACUGAUGGAGAUCAAGAAAACAUGUCAAAACACAACAUCGAAAGCGCCGAUGAGCGAGUUCCUUUGUUAUCAAGCACACAAGAUCGCGAGAAGGUUUCUGGAGCAUCCUUUCAUGGCUCGGUGUUCAACCUGUCAUGCACAAUCGUCGGCUCGGGCAUCAUGAGCCUGCCCGCAACCCUGAAACUCUUGGGGCUCGUUCCCGGGAUUGUGUUGAUCGUUACAGUUGCGUUUGUUAUCCAGGCGUCGAUCGAGAUGCUGUUGAGAUUCAGCAAGGCAGGGUCUGCAUGUUCCUAUGGAAAUGUCAUGGGCGAUGCCUUUGGAAGAAUAGGGAAGGUUGUGCUUCAGAUCUGCAUUGUUAUCUACAACACUGGCUCUCUUAUUGUGUACAUGAUCAUAAUUGAGGACGUGCUUUCCGGAUCAAACUCAAAAGAGGUUCACCACACCGGCAUUUUGGAAGGGUGGUUUGGAGCUCACUGGUGGACUAGCCGCACCUUUGUUCUUGUCACAGUAACUGUUGUCAUAUUUUUACCAUUGAUGUUCUUCGAGCGUAUUGAUUCAGCAAGAUAUAUCUCUAUCAUAUCAGUUGGAUUGGCACUUGUGUUUCUUCUUGUUGUCAUUGGAGUCACAGCUUACAAACUAAUGGACGGAAGCAUCGAGACUCCAAAAUGGUUUCCAAAUGUGACUGAUUCUGCAUCAUUCUUUAACCUCUUCACCGCAGUCCCUGUCGUUGUUUUCGCAUACAUCUGUCACUACAAUGUACACACAAUUCAGAACGAGCUUGAAGAUCCUUCCCUAAUGCAAGCAGUUGUUCGAGGUUCACUUGCCCUAUGUGCAGUUGUCUAUGUAAUGACAGGCAUUUUUGGGUUCCUUCUCUUUGGCGAAUCAACAUAUUCUGACCUGCUCUCCAACUUUGACACCGACAUUGGCAUCCCCUACAGUUGGCUGUUCAACGACAUUAUUCGAAUCAGCUACGCAGGGCACGUCAUAUUAGUAUUCCCAACCAUUUUCUUACCGCUCCGGCUCAACUUGGACGGCCUCCUUUUCCCCUCGGCAAGGCCUCUGGCUUUAGACAAGAAGAGAUUUGUGUUGGAAAGUUUAGGGCUUGUCUUCGUUGCCCUUGUGGGUGCAAUAUUCGUACCAAAUAUUUGGAUAGCUUUUGAGUUCACAGGUGCAACCAUGGGAGGAUUACUUGCAUUUGUUUUCCCUGCUUCCAUCACUCUCAAGGAUCCUCAUUGUAUAGCAACUACAAGGGACAAGAUUGUGUCAGUCUCCAUGAUCCUUCUUGCAGUAUUUGCAAACCUGAUGGCCACUUACAGCAAUCUCAGCUCUUUGUUGUCAUAAAACGGUUUAGGAACUUGGUUUCUUUGCAUAAUGCAACAGACAUUAAGUUUAAUUUCUGCUUUGUGGAAGAUUCAAUGUUUAUCAAGGAUUAAAGCAUUUAAGUGACUUAAAGUUAGAUGGAGCCCAAUUAAGGGAUUGAAAGGCCUUAUGGCCGGAUGUAGGAGAGAGAGGUGAGUGAGGGUUGCUUUAGAAACAACCUUAUGCAUAUAUACAUGUUCAACAUCCA
Molecule: messenger RNA, 1767 nt
Organism: Malus domestica (apple)
Lineage: Eukaryota; Viridiplantae; Streptophyta; Magnoliopsida; Rosales; Rosaceae
Product: amino acid transporter AVT6B-like
Biological process (GO): amino acid transmembrane transport
Molecular function (GO): L-amino acid transmembrane transporter activity
Source: RefSeq, a predicted model, not a curated record